Molecule: messenger RNA, 3070 nt
Organism: Perognathus longimembris pacificus (Pacific pocket mouse)
Lineage: Eukaryota; Metazoa; Chordata; Mammalia; Rodentia; Heteromyidae
Gene: Pias3
Product: protein inhibitor of activated STAT 3
Exons: 15
Coding region: 104-2002 (632 amino acids)
Biological process (GO): protein sumoylation; regulation of transcription by RNA polymerase II
Molecular function (GO): SUMO ligase activity; transcription coregulator activity; zinc ion binding
Source: RefSeq, a predicted model, not a curated record
GGGCGGAGCAGGCGGCAUUUGCGGCCGGCGCCGGGGCGGAGAGUUGUGCGCCGGUCCCUGGGCCUGAGCUCGGGCCCGGGCUGGGCGCCUGCGAUGUCUCAAGAUGGCGGAGCUGGGCGAAUUAAAGCACAUGGUGAUGAGUUUCCGGGUGUCUGAGCUCCAGGUACUCCUUGGCUUUGCUGGCCGGAACAAGAGUGGACGGAAGCACGAGCUCCUGGCCAAGGCCUUACACCUGCUCAAGUCCAGCUGUGCCCCCAGUGUCCAAAUGAAAAUCAAGGAGCUUUACCGCCGGCGCUUUCCCCGGAAGCCGCUGGGGCCCUCUGACCUCUCCCUGCUCUCCCUGCCGCCUGGCUCCUCUCCCGUAGGAUCUCCAGGCCCUCUAGCUCCCAUCCCCCCUGCUCUCCUGACCCCUGGCACCUUACUGGGCCCCAAGCGUGAGGUGGAUAUACACCCCCCUCUGCCCCAGCCUGUACACCCUGAUGUCACCAUGAAACCAUUGCCCUUCUAUGAAGUCUACGGGGAGCUCAUCCGGCCGACCACUCUCGCAUCUACUUCUAGCCAGCGGUUUGAGGAAGCACACUUUACCUUUGCCCUCACACCCCAACAAGUCCAGCAGAUUCUCACAUCCAGAGAGGUUCUGCCAGGAGCCAAAUGUGAUUACACCAUCCAGGUGCAGCUAAGGUUCUGCCUCUGUGAGACCAGCUGCCCCCAGGAGGAUUAUUUUCCCCCCAACCUCUUUGUCAAGGUCAAUGGGAAACUGUGCCCUCUGCCGGGCUACCUUCCCCCCACCAAGAAUGGGGCUGAGCCCAAGAGGCCCAGUCGCCCCAUCAACAUCACAGCCCUGGCUCGACUCUCAGCUACCGUGCCCAACACCAUCGUGGUCAACUGGUCCUCAGAGUUUGGACGGAAUUACUCCUUGUCUGUGUACCUGGUGAGGCAGUUGACAGCAGGGACCCUUCUGCAAAAACUCAGAGCAAAGGGUAUCCGGAACCCAGAUCACUCCCGGGCGCUGAUUAAGGAGAAAUUGACUGCUGAUCCUGACAGUGAAGUGGCCACUACAAGUCUGCGGGUGUCCCUCAUGUGUCCGCUUGGGAAGAUGCGGCUGACUGUCCCAUGUCGUGCCCUCACCUGUGCCCACCUACAGAGUUUCGAUGCUGCCCUUUAUCUACAGAUGAAUGAGAAGAAGCCAACCUGGACAUGCCCUGUGUGUGACAAGAAGGCUCCCUAUGAGUCUCUUAUUAUUGAUGGUUUAUUCAUGGAGAUUCUUAAUUCCUGUUCGGAUUGUGAGGAGAUCCAGUUCAUGGAAGAUGGAUCCUGGUGUCCAAUGAAACCCAAGAAGGAGGCAUCUGAGGUUUGCCCCCCGUCAGGGUAUGGGCUGGAUGGCCUCCAGUAUAGUACAGUCCAAGAAGCAAAUGCACCAGAGAGUAAGAAGAAGGUGGAAGUGAUUGACUUGACCAUAGAAAGCUCAUCUGAUGAGGAAGAUCUGCCCCCUGCUAAGAAGCGCUGCCCUGUCCCCUCAGCUACCAUCCCAGCCCUACCUGGAAGCAAAGGGUCUUCUGUCCACAGAGUCCUGACAUCCAGUCACCAGCCAUCCUCGGUGCUGCGGAGCCCGACCGGCGCACUGGGCAGUGACUUCCUGUCCAGUCUCCCAAUACACGACUAUCCGCCAGCCUUCCCCCUUGGGGCUGAUAUCCAAGGUUUAGAUUUGUUUUCUUUCCUUCAGACAGAAAGUCAGCACUAUGGCCCUUCUGUCAUCACCUCCAUAGAUGAACAGGAUGCCCUCGGCCACUUCUUCCAGUACCGGGGGACCCCUUCCCACUUUCUGGGCCCUCUGGCCCCCACGUUGGGGAGCUCCCACCGCAGCUCCACUCCAGGGCCCCCUCCUGGCCGCGUGAGCAGCAUUGUGGCUCCCGGGAGUGCCUUGAGGGAGGGACAUGGAGGAGCCCUGCCUUCAGCCCCCUCCCUGGCUGGCUGCCGGUCAGAUGUCAUCUCCCUGGACUGAGUUCUGUGGAUUGUAGAACCUUCGUUGCCCUUAACAUUGAGAGAACAUACUGUGGAGGCCCAGCCCUGGCCACUCCGACCGCUCAGGGGUCUUGGGCAAAAAGCCAGACAGAUCUUCAUGGACCCCUAUUUUGGGCCCCAUUUCUGCCUAACAUGGCCCACCAUACCCAAAGGGUUAAUGCUGAACCUCUUUUUAAGGUCAUUGGGGUCUAUUUUUGGAACCGCUCAUUAGGUGGAGGGUAUAUGUUCCCUAGGCAAGGGAGGCAAAUGGAUGGCAUGUGAGUUUGGGGGAAGAACCAGCCCCAUAUCUACAGCCUGUAGGAGGUGCCCUCCUCCAAACCAACCAGCUAUGCUUCUCAUGUUCAUUCCAUUCCAUUUGGCCACACAGUUGGCAAAAUUGAGUCAGGCAAUUUCAGAGAUUAAUAGAAAUCUCUGUUUUGGGUGCAGAGUUUUUCUUUUCCUUUUGUACAACAGCUAAAUAAGAAAAACCAAAAUACUCCAAAGACUUCCCCUGACUCUGUCCAAUCUGACUGAGGAGACAAGGCCUUAGUUGAUCCCAGGGGUUUGGGAACAGGGAGAGCCUGGCCUAUUAACUUGGGUCUUUCUUUAUUGAUAUAUUUAAGUUCACUUUUUUUUCCUUGUGGUCUUGGGGGUUGAACCCAGGGCUUAUGUUCUAGGCAAAUGCUGUAUCUUAGUUGAGGUAGAGCCCUUGUAUAUCUAUUUUGUUUUUGAGAAAGAAGUAUCACUGAUUUGCCUGGGUUAGUCCUGAACUCAUGAUCCUCCUGCCUCUGCCUCCUGAGUAGCUGGGAUUCAGGCGUGUACCACCAUGCCUGGCUCAAGUUCACAGUAUUUUUUAUGCCAAACAUCCCAGGGCCUAAGCCACUAGAGGCCUGUGUCCUCGUGGUGAGGCCUGGCUCUUCUGCACCUUUUCUGGGAGGACCCUUGUACCUUUCUUCCCAGUCUUUCUUUGUUCAGGCCCCUCCAGGGCCUAGGACCUAUGUUGUAAUUUUACUUUUUAUUCUCAAAGUUGUAGCAAAGUUCUCACUCGUAAUAAAGGUUGUGACUAUUG